AUGAAGCAAAGAAUUACAUACUUGUUGCACGAGGCUGGUGGAGUUGAUCCUGCGACGCUAGAUGUUGGCAGUGACUCUAUAAAGUUGCCUGGCCUCAAAGCUGCCAAAGAAUGGAGAGUCACGCUGGGCACACGAGAACUGCCAAAAGAAGUUGUCAACGUCCUUGAGCAAAGUCACGAAGUACACAUACGCUGGUCUGCUGAGUGGAAUUAUGAUGCUGCAACACCUUUCUCAUCGAGAGUCCCGUCUGGCUUUCAUGUUUUCUAUACCCCGGGGGAAAAUGCGACUUCAGAAGCACUCUGCCCUCUUCUGGGCAAGAUCUUUGGCGAGGUUGUCGAGUGCACAUCUAUGAAGUCUUUCUCGACUCCUCCGAUCUUAUCUGAACGCUUUGCAAUGUCCGCAAAGUAUCAGUACUACAAACCUCUUGCGCGUCUAACAAGACUCAUUGGUUAUCUUUCAUCGAUUGUCUGUGAACCAUCGGAUACAGCUUGUAAUGAUCAGAUCAUGUCGCUCGCUCAAGCCAGCUCCUUGGAUGUUGACUACGACACAAUUUCUCACGCGCUCCGUGUCAACGCUUACUGGGAUUGGGCUGUUGCAGCCGAUGGCUCGCAAGGUGUUUGGGAUGAGACACUACGUUUGCAACCUUCGUCAGACGCUCUUGAGGUCGGCAUCUUGAACGUUGAGAAGUCUACUGAAGAAGGAGAAAUCGCACUAAGUGGGUUGCUGACUGUGGUGGGCGAAGAUUCGAAGCCUAGUGCGACCAAGUUUUCUUUCCCGUCAAGACAUCAUGCUGGAUCAAAGCAGUCUGCAGAGCUAACCUUCGAGACAUCAUUCCGUCAACCCACUGGACUGCAUCCCACCUUGGAAAUCAAACUUCCUAGUCAUGCCCUCAUACAGCCUGAUGAGUCUUGUGCAUUGCACGCUUAUCUGACGCUGCCAUCCUCGGUCUUCAUCGACCGCUACCAGCUCUCAGAUCCUCUAUUCCUCGCAUCGCAGAAUCUAGUUGCUCUACGCAGUCUCAGUGGAGCUACUGAUCUUGAGGCACCCGUGUGGACAACACCACAAUGGGGCUCAGCAGCACUACUAGAGUUGGCACACCCUGAAACGCCCUCUGUGAACAACGACACCUGGACAGCAACAGUCCCACUACACACACGCUACAUGCCACCAUCCACCGAUGGCACACACGCUGCACACAUCCCCUGGCCAGCAGUCUUCUGGGCUUGUGAAGCCGAAGACGGAUUGAAGAUGUCUGUUAAUCCUUUCGAUCGCACGAACGUUGGCUUUGAUGGACUCUUUGGCCCCAAGACACUAUUUCAUCAUAUUGGCGCUUCGUAUGAGGCGAAGACGUUAAUGGAGGCCCUCGAGAUACCUGUGUUGAACGAAACAAAGACUAGUUUCGUCGAGGUGGGCACAGGAGUGGCCGUUCUCCUUGGAUUCUUGUGGGUAUUGUGGUGUCUGGUCAGACCAGCAAGCAAAGGAGUUGAGAAGGCUGAUAAGAGAGAGUGA
Aureobasidium melanogenum CBS 110374 is the source of this 1509-nucleotide messenger RNA. Its product is annotated as PIG-X-domain-containing protein. Lineage: Eukaryota; Fungi; Ascomycota; Dothideomycetes; Dothideales; Saccotheciaceae. Gene Ontology annotation, molecular function: mannosyltransferase activity. The coding region runs from base 1 to 1509 and encodes 502 amino acids. Gene Ontology annotation, cellular component: endoplasmic reticulum membrane; glycosylphosphatidylinositol-mannosyltransferase I complex. The record is from RefSeq and is a predicted model, not a curated record. The transcript has 4 exons. Gene Ontology annotation, biological process: GPI anchor biosynthetic process; protein processing.